AUGCGCUCCCACCCUCAGUAUUGGAGCCUGUGCCAGCGCACCACUGACAUCUCCUGCUGUCCCAGCUGGACCCUGGGAAACUACGUGGCUAUCCUCACAAACAAGUUCUCCUGCCAGAAGAUCACAGAGCACCACAUGUCACACACCUUCAAGAUCCUGCGCUCCUGCGCCAAGUACUACCACAACGGAACGCUGGGCCCAGACUGCUGGGACAUGACCACACGUAGGAAGGACCAGUCCAAGUGCACCAACAUCUCACGCAGGUGCACCAAGUACAACACCGUUUACCAGAUCUUCCACUUCCUGGUGGACAAAGAAUUAAUGAGCCCAAAGAUCCCCGUCCUGAAACACGGCAUGCUGUUCUCCUCCACAGAGAAAGGGAAGACCAUGAUGAACAUUUACAUUGACAACUUUGAGAACUGGAACUGCUCGGACGGCGUCACCACCAUCACAGGGAUUGAGUUCGGUAUCAAACACAACCUGUUCCAGGACUACCUACUGACGGAUACCGUGUAUCCGGCCAUAGCCAUAGUGAUUGUGCUGGUUGUCAUGUGUGUGUACACACGCUCUGUGUUCAUCACCCUGAUGACCAUCAUCGCCAUCAUCAGCUCCCUGAUCGUGUCCUACUUCCUGUACCGUAUGGUGUUCGACUUUGAAUUCUUCCCCUCACAGCCCUCAUCAUCCUGGUGGGCAUCUGGGCAGACGAUGCCUUCUUCCUCUGAGACGUGUGGAACUACACCAAGUUCGACAAGCCCAACGCUGAGCUGUCGGAAACGGUGAGCAUCACUCUGCAACACGCGGCCCUCUCCAUGUUCGUCACCAGCUUUACCACGGCCGCCGCCUUCUAUGCCAACUACGUUAGCAACAUCACCGCAAUCCGCUGUUUUGGCGUCUACGCCGGCACGGCCAUCUUGGUAAACUACAUACUGAUGGUAACCUGGCUGCCAGCCGUGGUGGUGCUCCAUGAGCGUUACCUGCCCAACAUCUUCACCUGCUCUAAACCUCCCCCACAGCAGAGUGGGUUCUGCACCCACACCCUCUGGGCCAACCUGUGCCAGAAGCUCAGCAAGUGCCUGUUCACCGUUUUAGAGGCCUCUCGGGUCUUCUUUGAGAAGGUGCUGCCCUGCAUCGUGAUCAAGUUGCGCUACCUCUGGCUCUUCUGGUUCCUGGCCUUCACCGUGGGAGGGGCGUAG
Molecule: messenger RNA, 1193 nt
Organism: Coregonus sp. 'balchen'
Lineage: Eukaryota; Metazoa; Chordata; Actinopteri; Salmoniformes; Salmonidae
Source: the annotation of a GenBank genome assembly